UUUCUAAAGAAAUAUAUGAUUUUCAUGAUAUCCUUCUAUUUGAGUUUGACACCAGUGAAAAAUAUGACGUUCUGGACUUGGAAUUGGGAAAACCCGAGUCCAAAUCCUGUCUCAGAUAAUUUAUUAGCUAUAUUAUUGUGGGCAAAUCAUUUUACCUCUUUUAGCCUCAGUUUCCUUAUCUGCAAAAUAAGAGUAAUAAUGAUACCUUCAUUAAAUGCUCAUGGGUUUAUUAUGAGGAUCAAAUGAGUUAAUAGUAUAAAGCACUUUGCAAGCCUUACACUGCUGUAUUAGCUAUUAUUAUAUAUUCAGUUUAAAAAAAUGACAACUGCCAUAUAGCAUAACUUCACAACAAGUGAUGCUUCUUUCUAUUCUAAGCUGUGUUCUUUCAAAUUUUGUCUUUUGCAAGUUUGAUUUUGUUUGCAGAGUCCAUGAGAUGCUUCCCUCCAAAAAACAUUUGCUCCCUAGCCUGUAUAUAUUAAAAGCCACCAUUCUAGUCAUUCCAGUUUUCUAGCAUAAACCAAUCUAUGCAUCCUUUUGCAGUAUUCUUAUGGUAUUUGGCUCAUUGAAGAAAUACCUAAAAAUUAUAACUACUAAAUAUCUGUACCCGACUCUUCUAAACUCCAUAGAACUUUUAAAAUAGGUGAAUGAGAAUCAGUAGAGAAAAAUGGCAGAUAUUAAAGAAUACCUCCAUAGUAACUUCAGCUUAAAGAAAUACAUUUAUAAAUUGUAUAGUGUUAGAAUACCCACUUUAGGAUUCUGGGUUUAUCUGCAUGAGAUUUUUACAUUGCUUCUCACUCCGUCUGUCUCUGUCUCUGACUCAGUCUGACUCUCUCUCUCUGUCUCUCUCUGUCUCUCUCUGUCUCUCUGUCUCUCUGUCUCUCUCUGUCUCUGUCUCUCUCUAACUCUCUCUUUGUCUCUCUCUGUGUCUCAUAGGGCCUAUGAUUUUACUAGUAAAGAGACCUCCUGAAUGAGGGAAUUUCAUUUACCAAUGAAAGCUGGCAACUUCUUUGCAGUUUUAUACUCUUUGAGAGAGAGUUGCAUUGAGAGGGUAAAUGACUUGCCCAGGGUCACAUUGCCAGUAUGUUUUAGAGAUGGGUCUUGGAAUUCAUUUUUUUUCUGACUCUAGGAAGGGAAGAAGGGAACAAGCAUUUAUUAAACACCUACUAUGUGCCAGACACUCUGCUAAGCACUUUACAAAUAUUAUAUCAUUUGAUGAGACUACUUCUGUAUCUCCUAUAUCAUACUGCUUCCCACAUCUCCAUAUAUAUGUGUAUAUUACAUGAUAUAUUACAAUAACCUAUCAUAGAUUCUGUGUGUACUUGGCAGGCCUCUCAGUUAUUACUGAUACAUUGUGAUUCAUUGAUCAUUAAGAAGCCCAUUACAGUUUCAGUGGGAGUACCUCUAGAAGAUGCAGUGAAUUUAAAAUUUAUUAUUUAAAGGCAACUGGCAGUCUUUUAAAAGGGGGGCUUUCAUAUAGGGCAAAUAAGUAGACCAGAUGAAAAAUCCAUUUACCUUCCUCAAUUUUUUUUGUGAUUCCUCUUAGCUGGUUUGCUCAGGAAAUUACGAGACAUAUUGGUGCCGAAGGCAGGAUUUGCUCCCUUGCCCUCCAUCUUCUCCUGUUUCUUUCUGCUGUAAAGUUACAAUGCUGCAUUUGUGGCAUCAUAAUCAUUUCCAUAGCAACAGACUGUGAUGUCUCAAGCCCAGAGUCUUAGACUCCAUACCACUUUAGGAUGUGAUCUCACCAAGUAAGGAGGGUCCGAUCACCUCAGGUCUUGGAUGGGCAUGACCUAGGAGGUAGAAGGAGCUUGGUUCUUCAUCAAGUGGCACCCUUUUCUCUGUAUCAACAUGGAGCAGAGCUCUUGCACUGGCACAUCUGUGAAAGCACAGCCCCCACGCUCUGAAGUCAUUAGCAUCUCAAGGCACCAGGAGAGAAAAAACAAAACAAAACAUUAAAUGAACAUUUAAUACAGGUUCCCUGGCUGGGUUUCCAUUUCAGGAACUCCAUACUACUUCCCCAGAGUCACAGAUGGAGAAGUUAUUCUCUUACUCCCUGCCCUAAAAGACCUGUUGGGUAGCUGUGUUGGCACAGAUCAGCCGUCAAGUUCCACUUCAGACUUGGCUGCGUGUCAGCUGUGGGUGAAUGACAAGGCUGAGACAUAUGGCAGAAGAAAGGUGCCAGGGGAGUCUACAUUCCUUCAUGCCGUGUUUUUGACAAUAGAUUUCAGUGUUUUAACUUUGUUGGCAAAAAGGGACUUAAUUUUUUUAAAAAGGGUAUCAAUUUUAUGAAUUUGAGUCAAUCUUGCCUGCAAGUGAGAAGAACCGACUCCACAUAAUAUCGUCAGCCCACCCUCUGGAGUUGCAUACCCUGAUGAUGUCCUGGAUUAUGGCCUCAAGCCAUACACCCCCCCUCCUAGUAACUCUGCAGAUCCCAUGGGCAAAUACGGACAGCCAGAUAGCAUAGGGUCAAAAUGCUACCUAGACCCUGCAAAGCCAGUAGGGGCUUCGGCUUUGAGCCCUAGGAUCGAGAUCACUCCAUCCCAUGAACUGAUACAGUCAGGUGGGUCCUUCCGCAUCAGAGACACAGACCUUUUGGUAGAUCAUCAGCCCAACUCCGCCACUGCUAGCCCAAGGUUUACUCUGCCGGUCCCUGGCUUUGAGGGCUACCGGGAUCCGCCUUGCUUGAGCCCCGCUAGUAGUGGCUCGUCUGCAAGUUUCAUUUCAGAGACCAAUUUCUCUCCCUACACAUCACCGUGUGUCUCGCCCAAUAAUGGCCCUAGUGACGACCUUUGUCCACAAUUACAAAACAUCCAUACUCAUUAUUCUCCUAGAACCUCUCCAAUAAUGUCACCACGAACAAGCAUCACAGAGGAAACCUACUUGGGACGACAUUCACCCUCGCCCCGUCCCAACUCCAGGUCUUCAUCACCCGGUGCGAAGCGAAGAUAUUCAUGUGCUGAGCUCUUCACUACUCAGCUGCCUUCCGCCUCUCCACACCAGUCUAGGACCCCCUCUCCACAGGCCUCGCCCAACAUCUCGCUGAGGGAAGACGGACCAUCAGUCACUUGUACCCAGUUGCCCAACUCUACCAUACUUUUGGACACCAUGAGCAACCUUACCACAGAUCCCCCUUGUGGCAUCCCCUCCAAGAUGUGGAAAACCAGCCCUGACCCAUCACCUGUUCCCUCCCAAAAAACCAGCAUGCCACGGCACACCAUCUAUCCAAGUGCAGAUUAUCGUGGCUCUUGUGAGCAGGAGGAAAGGAGGAACUCGGCCCCAGAGUCAAUUUUAUUGGUGCCCCCAAGUUGGCCAAAGCAACUGGUUCCUGCCAUACCUAUCUGCAGCAUCCCGGUGACUGCAUCCCUUCCACCUCUUGAGUGGCCCCUUUCCAGUCAAUCAGGGUCUUAUGAACUGCGGAUUGAAGUCCAGCCAAAGCCCCACCAUCGGGCACACUAUGAGACGGAGGGCAGUCGAGGGGCUGUCAAAGCUCCCACAGGAGGACAUCCUGUUGUCCAGCUUCAUGGUUACAUGGAAAACAAACCCUUGGGCCUUCAGAUCUUCAUUGGGACAGCAGAUGAAAGGAUACUUAAGCCACAUGCUUUCUAUCAAGUCCACCGGAUCACAGGGAAAACAGUCACCACAACCAGCUAUGAAAAAAUCGUGGGCAACACCAAAGUAUUGGAAAUCCCACUGGAACCAAAAAACAACAUGAAAGCAACCAUCGACUGUGCUGGGAUCCUGAAGCUUAGGAAUGCAGAUAUUGAGUUGCGGAAAGGAGAGACAGACAUCGGGAGAAAGAACACACGGGUGCGCCUAGUUUUCCGUGUGCAUAUCCCAGAAUCCAGUGGGAGAAUUGUCUCUCUACAAGCUGCGUCCAAUCCCAUUGAAUGCUCCCAAAGAUCUGCACAUGAACUGCCCAUGGUUGAAAGGCAAGAUAUUGAUAGCUGCCUGGUUUAUGGAGGACAACAGAUGAUUCUCACUGGCCAGAAUUUUACAGCAGAAUCCAAAGUUGUAUUUACUGAAAAGACAACAGAUGGGCAACAAAUUUGGGAGAUGGAAGCCACAGUGGAUAAAGAUAAGAGCCAACCUAGUAUGCUUUUUGUUGAAAUACCCGAGUAUCGAAACAAGCAUAUCCGCACACCUGUAAAGGUGAACUUCUAUGUCAUCAAUGGGAAAAGAAAAAGAAGCCAACCUCAACAUUUUACUUAUCAUCCAGUUCCAUCCAUCAAAACAGAGCCCAUUGAUGAAUAUGAUCCUGCCUUAAUCUGCAAUACAGUGCACAGUCCUUUGGGAACAGUAACACAGCCUUACUAUCCACAGCACACAAUGGCCACUGAGUCCCCUUCUUGUCUUGUGGCCACUAUGGCAUCGUGCCAACAAUUCCGCUCAGGUUUAUCUUCUCCCGACUCUCGGUACCAACCACAGAAUUCAACAGCUGUAAUAUACCAGAGGAGCAAGAGCUUGAGUCCCAGUCUCUUGGGCUACCAGCAGCCUACUUUGAUGGCCUCACCCAUCUCCAUUUCAGAUGCUCACCGGUCAGUGCUAAUGCAUGCUGGCUCUCCAGGGCAGAAUUCAGCUCUGCUCCACCACUCCCCAACCAAUCAGCAGUCUUCUCCAGUGAUUCACUAUUCCCCGACCAAUCAGCAGGUGAGGUGUGGAACUCAUCAAGAAUUCCAACACAUCAUGUGCUGUGAAAAUUUUACAUCCAGCUCUGCAGCUCGACCCAAUCCAACCCAAGUCAGCCAAGCACAGAGGAUAAGUCCAAGCUCCUAUCCUACAGUAAUUCAACAACAGAAUGCUUCAAGUCAACGAGCUGCUAAAAAUGGACCACCAGUUAAUGACCAAAAGGAAGUAUUACCAGCAGGAGUGACUAUUAAGCAGGAACAGAACCUGGACCAGGCCUAUUUGGAUGAUGUUAAUGAAAUUAUCAGGAAGGAAUUUUCUGGAUUUCCUGCCAAAAAUCAGACGUAGAAGAAGUGAUUAGCAAGACAACAUUUAUUGAAUGCUUCCGUAACUGGCCUCUUGGACCCUUCUACUGCCCCUACCUACCACCUUCUGUUUCCUUUACUAUUCAUCUCAAGGCCUGGAUUCAACAUGACGAACAAUGUAUUGGCAUAAAGCUGACUUUCUUGAUUAAGGAGCUCACCACCUUUCUCUGUAAACAUCAGAAGGGACAGUCUUCCUUCCCCCCACCCCCCCAAAGAUCAUUUUGUUUGACCUUAAUCAUGUAUCAACCACAUACUGUGUUGCCUGCUGAAAAAAAAAAAAGAAUGAAAAGAAUAAUGAAAACACCCUACUGGAAUUCUACGCUGAAGCAAGUGACAUUAGCCGGGACAGAGAGCGGGAGGGAUGAGGAAAAGGGAAAAUGGAGAAAGCAUGCACUUUGACGAAAAAUUAAACCCCAGCACUUCCAUUCAUUUUUCUAGGCAGAGCUCAUGUGCCUUUUGAAGGAAAGGAGUGCUGAGAACACCCAACCCAAAGGAAAAUGGUUAAAGUUUCCAGCACCACAACCUGAAGAAAUCCAAAGCACUGGGGGAAAAUGGAGAAGAUGGAACUUGACUAUUCUUUCAUAGGGUUGCUCUAUUCCCUAUAUAUAUAGGGAAUAUAUAUAUAUAUUCCCUAUAUUCCCUAUUGGGGGCUAUCCAAAGUUUAUUUUUCAUUUUCUCAUUCUGGAGUGAUACUGUCUGACCAACAUGAAGGCCCCUAUUGGACAUUAUUGGUUUCAAGGUGUGCCAUUUGUAAAUGUUCAUUAUAUAUAUUCUUUUUUUUUUUUUUGCUUCUCAAGCCAACAAGAAAUUAGAGACUGAAUAUUCUUGACUGCCUGAUCAGUAACCCAUGCAUGAAGUCUGGUGCUAACAUGUAGUUUUACUAUACAGGAGAAUGUUAACUGAAUUAAAUAGGCUACACAUAGUAUUUCUCUCUCAUCUGCAGUUUUACAUCUUAUUGGCUUUCAAGUACUUGCUCAUCAUUUUAUCAGUGAGAUUGCUUUUCCACAAGGUAGUAAAGAUGUCAAGCAUGUGCAAUGAAUAUUGAGUCCUGUGGAAGGGUUAAGACAACAUGGGUUAAUAGUGAGAAAAAAGGAAAUAAAAAAGGAAAUAUUUUAUUAAUUAAGAUGAUACUGAAUAAGACAAUUAAUAUCUUUAAGUGCCUUUAUAGGUUUUUUGUUAUUGUUGUUUUGUUUUUGUUUUUGUUUCAUCAAGAGGUUCAAAACCUUUCCUGUAAAGUAUGAAAUAGCUAAACUUCCUGAAUUACAAGGCAGAGUUGACAGUACUACAUGGCUCCAAAUUCACAGCCAGAGAAGGGUGACUCCUGUCAUGGGCCAUGACAGUUGUUCUCCAAGAGAAAACUUGAUACGUUUGUGCCCUGAUUCUUUAUCCAUUGAAGGAAAUCCUCCCCCUAGCAGAGAGGUCAGAGUAAUCAAAUGCCAGUAACAUUCUUGUACCCAUCAAUUUUUCCUAACUUUUAGGCCAUUGGAGUCAGAUAGUAUAUUCUUAGUCCUAAGAAAUGCAAACUGCAAUUCAUUUUGGUACAGACCCUACAGGUUAGUUUGUCUCCCUCCUCUGUGAUUCUUCAGUAAUAAACAGAUGGAUUGGCAUACUUAUGUGGAAAAGCCAAAGCCUUGGCUUCAGGGACCUUACAUCUAGAUACUGACUCCAUUCUUUCAUGUAAACCUGCAACCAACAGCUUUGGGGAAUGUCAGUUCAGAGAAGCAUCAAGGGAAGAGUGGAAGGGAUUCCAACUGAGGGUGGAAGCUGGACACCAGUUCCAGCUUAGCCACUAACUUGUGUAACUUUGGACAGGUUACUCCCCCUUUGGAGGUCUCAGUUUCCUCAUCUGUAAAAUAAGGAGGUUGAAGUAGAUGAUCUCAUGCUAAUAGUUUAUGAUUCUAAUAUUGUUAGCAAUUGAAGAAAGACCCAAAGCCCUAGAAUUAUGUGCAUAGUAAGUUUACUGGUGUUUUGACCUGAAUUCAUUUUAAGCUACUCUUAAACUGGAAAGCCCAGUUUGUUUGUUUGUUUGUUUUUUAAAGCUGCAUUCACUGCUUAACAAGGAAAUCUUCUUGUGGGAGAAAAACCAGUCAAAUCAAAAUUCUUUGGCUUGAAUUUUCUUUGCAAUGAAAAGCAAUUUGUAAAGAAGAAUUGUUUACUGCCAUUGAACAUGCAGUAACAAUGGUGCCAUGUAAAUAGCUUCCCCAGAUCGUGCAGUUUCUGUAGAUCUGAGCCCACAUAAUAAGUGCUUGACAAAGUCUAUUUUUCAUGAAGUAGAGCUGGUUGUAUCUCAGAAAGACAUAAAAAUUGUGCUUGGAAUGCUGCUACGGCCAGUUAUUUUCAGAGGAUACCUGUAGAUAGACACUUCUGCAAUGUUAAUUCAAGUAGCAGUCAAAUCAAGCAUCAGGCUUUGAGUUGGACCCGAUGGCCUCUAAGGUUGCUUUCCAAUGAGAUACUCAAAUGUGAGAAUUCUUAAGUACUCUUCAAAGAUGAUCAAGGAGCUGGCUUCUCAGACUAGUUUGCCAUGUCAGAGACCCAGGGGAGAGUUCAUUGGUGACAGUGUCAGAGACAGAUGAUCAGCCUCACCAUUGCAUUCAUUUCCAAGCAUGCUAUUUCUAUUGGUAAACCCCAAAGUUCAUCUCUCGAGUUUCUGAGAACAGACCUUGAUGGGACUUAUUUCCCUUCCAUAUUUUAUUAGAAUAAUGUCUCUAUGCAGGCCUGUUACCAGAAGGAUAAAUCAUACAGUCCUUUAGAGUCAGCCUUACCUAAUAAUAGAAAGCUUUGCUUACAUAUAACCAUACAAUCAAUAUUUAUAGUUUUUCCAGCAUCAAUGGGGAUCCCAAGUUGAAUAUAUAAUUUCCUCUCUUUUAAACCAAAUAAGAGCAUUAAGAAAUAUAACAAUGCUAUAAUGCUUCCAAUUAUGUUAAAUUAUUCAUGUUUUUGCCACUCAGUGUUUCUCAUGAUAACAUUAAUACCCAAAGAAAUCUCUCUGUAGAAAUGGGAGGUUCACCUUGGAAGAGUUCAUAGAAUUUGGUGAGUAAUCCCUUCUCACUUUAUUUGGACAAUCGCCACAGUUGUACAGGAGGGAAUUCUCUUUUUCCUCAGUUAUCUAAAUGUUGUACCAAAGUGCCUUCCUGUCAUUGUAGAAAAGUCUCUCAACUUCAUUGUCCACAAGGUGAAUAAGACUAAUGCAUUUUCCAUCAAUCUUGUAUCAUGCUCACAAAACAGGGCUUUGAGGGUGACCAAAGAUUCUUGUCUGUCUCUUUCUCUGUUUUCAGAAAAUUAUUCCCUCUUUUCUCCAAUGUAAACUUAGCCACAGAUUUCAGAAUGGGCUUCCAUAAACAAUUAUACCAAACACUUAACUACAGGAAACAUAACUAUCGGUCAUAAGACAUAAACAGGCAGAAAAAAGGUGGAAUAGGGACUGACAGUUAUCAGGAAAGUAGUGUCAGAUACAAAUGAUAGAAGGAAAAUUUGCCAAGAGAGUAAUUGUUCAUAAAAUAUUUUCAGUGCAGAAAGAAGUAGCUGAACUCAGAAUGAACAGACUGUAGGACCUGAACAACAGAAUGGGAGGGGUCUAUUGCAUGUGGAUAGAAAGAAUGUAGUCAAGUCAGGGUUUGCACUCGCUUUAUCAGACCUUGUAAAUAUGUAAUCACUUCCAUUCUUCUGAUAGAAAUGUAUCAUUUUUCUGAAUGUAGGAUAUUUCCAAAGAUAGCACUAUUAUUCUGUAUUAUAUAAAAAUGCUGCUGCUUGAUAAUAUAUCUAAAACAGUUCCCCAAAUUAGCCAGCAUGUUAUUAAAUUUUUAUUUUGUUAUCUGUAUUUUUUUUUAAGUUCCUGUGCCUUCAUCUGCCCCUUUCCCCCAAUAGUAUACCCCUUUUGGGUUAGAAAUAUUUAUAAAUGGUUGGAGAUUUAUCAAGUGUCUUAUUUUUUCUACAUAGUUGUUGGUGAAUUUUUUCCUAUGAGAAAAAGUGUUGAUUAUUGGAUAAAUAUUCCAAAUGAUCAAAGUCUAAUUUUCAGGCAUUACCCCCUCUCUCUUCUGGAAGAGAGCAUUUUUGCAGAAAGUAGGAGAAUACAUUGGACAGCAGCUAUUUUGUCUUUAUGUAUGAUGCUAAAUUCAGCCUGGGAUUAAGUUGUCAUCAUGACCUCAGCUGUUUGGAGGUUUACUUCCAGUUCUCAGAAAGACUAUGUCAACAGUAGGGUGAAUAUUUUGUGUUCUCUUGUAGUAGAGAAAACUAUAUUUACAAAGUGUCUACAUUUGGAAGGGAAAAAACCCCAAACAACCUGGGGUAGGAUGUAGGCUUAAUACUGCAAUUUUCAGAAUGGUUUUGAGAGAGUUAAAAAAAAAAAAAGGCUUAACUGGAGUAAGCCAGGGGCUUGACUGAGCAUGAGCUGCUGGUGUAGACAAUUGAAAUAGACCACUGGGAUGUCCAAAGCUUUCCUGGUGUAGAUAUAACUUAGAAGGACUAACUGUGUUAGUCCUCUGUAAGGGACAGGGGAUAAUUUAUAUUGGUCUCGCUGACCUGGAUUUUACAAAGUGAAUUUUACAAAAAUUCUUUUGAAACUGAGGCACUGGGCAGUUCAGGAACUGUUGAGUCUUGGCAUUAAUAAUACUUAAUCUUUUUUGCAGGACUGGGGUGAGGCUGAAUUUAUCUCUUUUUUGAAUUGAAAAGUACUUUAUAAGUGCUUUGAAAGUAAAUCAUAGUUCCCCUUAAAAUCUCUUUAUACAAUCCAAAUUUGUAAGGGGUGCCUUGUAUAUUCCCUGACAUUCCAGACCUUCCCUGAUACCAAAAGAUUCUUGUCUAUGGCCCUCUUUUUCAGGUGAAAAAAAAAAGAAACCCCAAAUCUCAAGAUUUUGAUUCCAUUACAGGCCUUCCAUGUUAUGUGCCACAGACCCAAAUUAGUCAAUAUUCAUGGAAUAUUUUCAUCUGCAAAUACUCGAAAAAAACAUAGUCAGGCUGUUAAUAUUCUACGAUUCCAAUUUUAGUAGUGAAUCCCCGAAACUGUUUUCCUCUUUUUGGAUCACAGGAGACCUAAGCUUGGUAAUGUCAUCAGUCUUUUCUUAAGCAGCAGUGUGAACUGUGCUUGUGUAACCCUCCUCUCCAUCCCACCUCGUUCACUUGUGCCUAGUCAACUUUACAGCAAAUGAAGAAACAAAGCUACUGGAUGGUUGUGGAAAUAGGUCCAAGAGGCUACUGAAAUUCUCCUGAGGACAUCUGACGUUUACCCAGGGCUUGACCAUCCCCUUCCUUUCUUGGCCAGACAAGACAACAUCCAACCUAGCUGUUUAAGUGGUUUGGUUUUGACCAGAAUGAUACUAUUUGUAUACUAGGACUGGCCACCACGGAUGGUAUAGUGAUGUAUCAAUGCUGACAAGCAAAAGAUCUGAAUUUUAAUAUCAGAGCUGUUGUCCAAGGGGGUUUCUUAUCCUGUGGCCUGCAUAGCAGCUUCCACCUACCCCAGUUUAAUCAUAGGUAAAAACCAUUCUCACUUGGGACCUACCAAGUAACAGCCCCAGUGGAUACAUUUAACAAUGGUCUUCUAGUAGGUCUUUAUAAAAGAGGUGCCUCUUGAAGUACUACGGUUUGGAAAAUGAUAACUUUUCAAAGGGGUUCCAAUCUGCCACAUUCCUAUGCAAAACAUUUUUAACCUCCAAUAUAAUGUAGUUUAUUUUUGCUAUCUGUAAAAUAUUUUUAUAUAGCUUGUAUUGUGAUAGUUUGGCAAUAAAACAAAAGAUAACAGCUA
Messenger RNA from Monodelphis domestica (gray short-tailed opossum), 10725 nucleotides. It is a transcript of the gene NFATC2, whose product is annotated as nuclear factor of activated T cells 2. The record is from RefSeq and is a predicted model, not a curated record. NCBI's taxonomy places the organism in Eukaryota, Metazoa, Chordata, Mammalia, Didelphimorphia, Didelphidae. Gene Ontology annotation, molecular function: transcription factor binding; DNA-binding transcription factor activity, RNA polymerase II-specific; RNA polymerase II cis-regulatory region sequence-specific DNA binding. Gene Ontology annotation, biological process: calcineurin-NFAT signaling cascade; regulation of transcription by RNA polymerase II; cytokine production. Gene Ontology annotation, cellular component: transcription regulator complex.